GGCAGUCAUAAAAGUGAACAAGUCAAUGUCCUGUAUGGUAUGGAAUCACGCUUGGACUCCUCGUUAAGCUGGGGAGAGGAGCUUGCCAUGUCCCUGGGGUGGAGUGCUCAGUGCUCCCUACCUGUUAGUAGACCACCAGCGAUAACGAACUGUUCCCGGAGUCUCACUCAGACCACCCUCACAAUGACAGUGGAAAUGGACCCCAGGGUGGACUCCACAGCGGGUUUAACUUUGGAACAACACUCUUGUCUUGAUUGGAUCCCUGUGUACAGCAUCGCAUUGGUUCUAGGAGCAAUCGUCGCUGUUUUUGCCAUCGCUUUGGGAAUCGUUCACAGCAUUCUGAGGAAGAAAGGCGCUGUUCCGUACCAGAUACCUCACUUCUGUGUCUGGGCCUCAAAACUGUUCCCGUUCGUCAAGUACAAAAACACUGCCAUUCACAUGACCUUUCUUCCCAGUUUGAAAGCAGCGGAGAACAUGGAAGUUAAGAGCGAUGAUGUAUUUGUUGCCAGUUUCCCACGUUCAGGUACGACGUGGACACAAGAGAUCGUGUACCUGGUGGCAAAUGAUGCCAAUGUGGAGAAGGCACGGGCUAAGUUCUUGAGUGACCGUUUCCCAUACCUGGAGUCCCCUGUCAUAGGACAGUACAAGGUGUCCCGACUACCCUCACCUAGGCUCAUCAAGACACAUCUACCAUACCAUCUUUUACCCAGAGAUAUUCAUCAGAAGAACGCAAAGAUUAUUUAUGUGAUGAGGAAUUUCAAAGAUGUAAUUGUGUCCAACUAUAACUUCUUCAAAUGUCUCUCGUUACCCUAUGCGGGCACAUUUGAUGAUUUCUGUCAGCUGUUUUUCGAGAAUAAGUAUGUUUUUUCGCCUUGGUGGCGACACGUUAAAGAGUUCUGGGAUAAUAGACAUCGCAGUAAUAUACUCAUCCUGAAGUAUGAAGAAAUGCAACAGGAUUUGGAAGGUACCGUUAAAAAACUGUCCAAGUUUUUAGGCAAACCCCUGUCUGAAGACCAGAUUCAAACUAUAGUGGGUCACUGUAGCUUUGACAGCAUGAAGAAAAACGUUAAAGUCAACCAUAAGUGGUGGGAUGACAUACGCUUUACACAAAACAACGACUUCAUCCGCAAAGGCAAAGUGGGUGACUGGAAGAAUUAUUUCACUAAGGAUCUCAGUGAGAAGGUCGAUGAAUUAGUGCGGGAAAAACUUGGGGACACGGGCCUUAGUUUUUGUGACGAACUGUGAUACAGGGAUUCCUUCACACUGGCAUUGGCGAUCAUUCCAGACCGUAUAUCUAAACGGCUCGCGCGGCAAUGUGCCCUUAGAUGAAUGGCUCACUGGCAUUACUGUGUAUUUGCAAGGUAUCCAUCAACAACGGCCUGUAAUUUCAGCAUUGUUGAUGAAAACUGCCAAGUAUGUUAACCAUCCCUGUGUUUGUUACCAUGGCUGUUGGUGGGCUUUUUGUGAGAGUCAUCUCUACGGAUAUUCCAUUGUCAUCCUCAGCUAUAUAAAGGAAACCGGACAUAUGCAGCUGGUCCCGUCUAUGAUGUAAAUAGCCGUAACUCGGACCUGUCAGCACUUGUCAAUCAUUAAUUAACCCACACAAAGACAAAGGAAUUAAGUAACAGUGUGGAUGGCGGGUGAUCAGGAUGGGAGAGAAUCCUGAUAAUAUAUUCCUCCCCUUUCGGAAGUCUAUAAUCAGUAUUGACACCUAUGGCGUUUGAUACAAAAAUUGUUUUUAUAUGUGGAGGGAGAUUCUUGUCUCUUGGUGUUCUACGUGCGGCAUAACUUCAAACGACUGAUUUUUAACACGGGCUAUAGUGUUUAUGUACAGUUACAUCCUACACGGCAAGGGUAAAACAACACACUUGCCUACAUAUGCCUGUUACUGAUUCACGCGUUUGCCACGCAAAAGUAAUUUUCACCAUGCUUGAAAGAUGUGCAGUACAUUAUGGUUACAUAGUAUAGACAUGUCCCCAACUUAAUACCACACUGACUACAGAAGCGUUUGUAUGGGGACAUUUAGCGUGCGUGGGUCAUAUCGAGCUGGAAAAAAAAUAAGAAGACUUUGAUCAAGAAAAGCUCGGCCAAAUACCAGCAAGUAAAGGGUACGUGUUAAAAGAAUUCCCAUUCCUACCUGUGGCGUUUCUUCUGUUCUUCCACGGCAAGUUUCUUUUCGAGCAUAGGAACAAUUCCAACCCUGGAACGAACAUAAAGUGUAAAUUGACAGGAAAUGCUUGAAUUAGGAGAGCCGAAUCAGUACCUGAAUUCAUUAAUUGUCCCUGAUUUGUUUUGAAUAUAGUUCCAAAUACGUAAUUCAAAACGAGCUACCCGAACUCUACAACAUGCACACCCCAUGUUUGCUGUCCUUGUGAUUACUUUUGGUAAACUGGUUACUAUUAAACAGUAUAAUCAAGGUACAUUGAGAAAAAAAUGCUUGAUAUGUAUGUGUGGCCAAUGUAUGCAGUUUCACUGCAUGUACUUAUACAGUUCUGUGUUAACCUAUUGGGACAACCUAUAUGUUAGAUCUUUACUGAUUUUAAAUUCUUUGGUGACUGCUAAUAAAUAGAUCACUCAAACACCUGCACAUACAUUGUAAAAUAUCAGAGAUGAACUGUUUUGUACAUCAUGGUAACUUAUUUUCUUUAAUAUAAACAUUUUGUUUACUUUUCUCACUUUUCAACUGUUUUAUUCCGGUAUUCAUAAAACUAUAUCUCACUCCAGAGAGUUGUCACUAGUGGUUUGUGAAGAAUUGUUAGAGACACUUACCUUACAAUAGCUCAGUCACACAAGAUGCGGGUUUAAACCCGGCCUUAGCAAUUUGCAGAUUGUGGGGUCUUGGUCACUAUGAGCGAUUGACGAUGCUCCUAUAUUGGUUUGCGUAUUCUAACGUUCGUUGACCAUCUGACUUCCACUACAUAUGAUGUAUAGAACUGAAUGUCACGUCUGCAAAAGUUUGUUAGUCCAAGGUCCAAGGUCGGUGUUUUACGCACGACAACUCCAGUUUCCUGCACCCAUAAAACUGACCGGUAUAUAUGAA
Molecule: messenger RNA, 3040 nt
Organism: Liolophura sinensis
Lineage: Eukaryota; Metazoa; Mollusca; Polyplacophora; Chitonida; Chitonidae
Product: sulfotransferase 1C2-like
Exons: 7
Coding region: 40-1245 (401 amino acids)
Molecular function (GO): sulfotransferase activity
Source: RefSeq, a predicted model, not a curated record